Molecule: messenger RNA, 1226 nt
Organism: Pyrgilauda ruficollis (rufous-necked snowfinch)
Lineage: Eukaryota; Metazoa; Chordata; Aves; Passeriformes; Passeridae
Gene: INIP
Product: INTS3 and NABP interacting protein
Exons: 6
Coding region: 332-646 (104 amino acids)
Biological process (GO): DNA repair
Cellular component (GO): nucleoplasm; nucleus; SOSS complex
Source: RefSeq, a predicted model, not a curated record
AGGGGAGGGCCCGGGAAGAGAGGAGGGCCCGGGCACGGCGGAGGGCGCGGGCGCUGUCGCGCUGUGCGAGCGUCACGAGCAGGGGCGGCGGCGGCGGCGGCGCGGCCGCGCUGCGGGAAGGGCGGGCGGGGUAAAAGGAGCCGGAGCCCCGCGCUCUCGGGAUUCAGCGUUCCUGUCCCUCGCCUCCGCCUGGCUGAGCCAGAGCUCUUCGCCACUGCACUUUACAGCCUGGCACCUUGAUGGAAACAGAUGUUGGUGGUGGUCCGAGAUAUUUGUGGGGGUUAAAAUAUUUGAACUCCAGCUGAAUAAAACAAGGGCUGAAAAUUGAAGGAUGGCAGCAAAUCCUUCAGGACAAGGUUUCCAGAAUAAAAAUAGGGUUGCAAUCCUGGCAGAACUAGACAAGGAGAAGAGAAAGUUACUUAUGCAAAACCAGUCUUCCACAAAUCACCCUGGAGCCAGCAUUGCACUUGCAAGAUCACCUCUGAAUAAGGAUUUCCGUGAUCAUGCUGAGCAACAGCACAUUGCAGCACAGCAGAAGGCUGCACUGCAGCACGCACAUGCACACUCCUCAGGAUACUUCAUAACUCAAGACUCUGCAUUUGGAAAUCUUAUUCUUCCUGUCUUACCUCGACUUGAGGCAGAAUGAGGAAUGUUGUUUGCCUCAGAAAUUCAAGAUCGAUUUUUGUCCAUAGCAAGAGCUGUUUGACCUUUUAAUUUCUUUAUGUAUCUUAAGACCUACUUUUUUUCUGGGUUCUUGGAGAUGCCAUUCAGGAGUGUGAGCUCUAGUGAUGGGGAAAUAGUGUUGAAAAUUUUUUAUCCUGUAUUUCUGUUCCUCUGUUGGGUCAAAGUCAAAUGCAAGACUUUUCUUGGAGUUUGAAGUGCACAGGGUUUGCUAUUCCCUGUUUCAGUGCUUCCUUUAAAUAAAUGUCCAAACCAGAGUUACCAAAAGAUGCACAAUCUGACAGCAUUUGUGUUUCUUUUUAUUAUGUACAGGUAUGAUUUUUGUAAUGAAUAAUGCAAAUUAUUUCUGUCCAUCAAAACAGACACGAAUUUGUCAAAUGCAUCAGCCAGUCUUCCUCUCCCACCCUCUCCUAUGCAGAAACAUUUCUACUGUACUGUUUUUACCAUUGUAGCAUCAUCUGGUCUUAAGUCCUUAGUUACAGUGUGCCUGCCUCUUACCUUGCUUUGUGAAAUGUGAAAAUGAAUUAAAGUGGGAAAAAAGUAAA